Messenger RNA from Seminavis robusta, 729 nucleotides. The record is from the annotation of a GenBank genome assembly. Lineage: Eukaryota; Bacillariophyta; Bacillariophyceae; Naviculales; Naviculaceae.
AUGCAAAAGUUUGCCGCUUGUCCCAAAUGUGCCUCGACGGCUUCACUGGCCGGAUCCAAUUUCUGUUCGACUUGUGGAGCACGACUAACGGAAGAACCAGAAGUCGAAGUACCCAUGGCACCCGCCGUUCCAGUCGAUACUGUCGCAGCACCAUCCAUACAAGCCGUAUCCGCUGAAGCCGUGGCAGAAGCUCCCAUGACGUCGGUACGAGUUCCAAACACUAGCGAACCCGUGCGACCCGGUCUGGAUCCCUUUGUCCAAUCGACCGUCACCAUGCGAACCCUGGAAAUGGAAUCCGCCGUCUUCUACAAAAAACCAACCGCAGCCAUGCUCGACGGAUUUGCCAAGAGCAAAGCCAUGGGAGGAAUUCUCGUCAUUGAAACAUCCGAUCUAAAGGGAAAAUUCACCGUCCCCAAGACCAUUCAAGUGGGACAAAUACUCAAUGGUGCCAAAAUUGACAUGAGCAUUGCCGAUUUUGUACAUCCCGUCACUACCAUUGUGGCGGGAUCGGUGCUGGGGUCACUCAGUAUUACCGUGCCAAGAGGAGUGCGAGUGGAGAGUCACGGUAUUGCUCUCUUGGGAGCAUUUGGUGGAUUAAAGGAAGGACAAACGGUCCAUGCUGGACAAAUUGAAAAUUCACCCCUCGUUGUCAUUAAAGGGGUGACCAUUUUGGGAGGUGUCACCGUCAAAGUCAAUAAUGAAGUCAUGUCAAUUCGUGUGGUAGAAUGA